AACAUAAGAAAAAAAAUGGAGAGCCAAGAACAUCUCAAAAAAUCCAAAUAAGUUAUCAAAAUAGACUCAAAAGAAUCAUGGGAACAUUAUAUCUCUUAUGCUACCAAGCAAAAUUACCCUGUUGUGGUUCAUUUCUCUGCUUUUUGGUGUGUGCCAUCUAUAAUUAUGAAUCCUUUCUUUCAAAAGCUUGCAUCCAACUAUCAAGAUGUUUUGUUUCUGACAUUGGAUGUGGAUGAGGUUAAGGAAAUUUCCUCUAAGAUGGAAAUUAAAGCUAUACCUACCUUUCUGUUAUUGAGUGGUGGAACUCCUGUGGACAAAAUUGUUGGUGCAAAUCCUAAUGAAAUAAAGAGAAGAGUUGAUCAUUUUAUUCAAUCAAAUCCAUCCAACAUAGCUAUUGUGGAAAAAUUGAAAUGACUAAGGAGAAUGGCCUAGAACUAUAGUACUGGUUGUUGUUGUGUGUGUGAUUGAGAUUGAGUAUUUUAUUGUGUAUUUAUUUUGAUUUCAUUAUCAUCAAGUGUUUCUCAAUUAAUGAGCCCUAUCUUUAACAACUGUCAUGUUUUUAGUUGGUGAGUUAUAAUUAUUUUGUUUGAUGUUA
Molecule: messenger RNA, 595 nt
Organism: Vicia villosa (hairy vetch)
Lineage: Eukaryota; Viridiplantae; Streptophyta; Magnoliopsida; Fabales; Fabaceae
Product: thioredoxin-like protein CXXS1
Source: RefSeq, a predicted model, not a curated record